Messenger RNA from Papilio machaon (common yellow swallowtail), 1416 nucleotides. RefSeq lists its product as uncharacterized. Lineage: Eukaryota; Metazoa; Arthropoda; Insecta; Lepidoptera; Papilionidae. Gene Ontology annotation, biological process: DNA integration; DNA transposition. Gene Ontology annotation, molecular function: DNA binding. The transcript has 2 exons. The record is from RefSeq and is a predicted model, not a curated record. Bases 340 to 810 code for a protein of 156 amino acids.
UGGCGGAAAUUCCCGGUGUUCCACUUAACGAAAAUAUGCCUUGCACCGUGCAACGAAACAAACUCCGCCCCCUUUUUACGGAUAGCCAAUGAGUUAGCAAUGAGUUGCGCAAGCGACUGGAUAAUAGUAAAAACAAUCAGUUGCGUACUGCUCUGCAUCCCUGCGUGUUGUUACUGCCGCUGUCUUUGUUAUGCGUUUUAAGUUUUACGACCUCUGUUUGUUUUUUGGACUUUUGUGAUUUGUGCCUAUUAGUGACCUCUGCUUGUUUUCCGGACUGAUAGAUCGCCUUACGUUUACCUGUGCUAGAACCCUGGACUUAAUCUGUAAUCAUUUAACAUAAUGCCGCGUAAUCUUCUUGCUGAAGAAAGAGAACAAAUCAUCGUUUUGCAUCGGGAAGGUUUCAACAUCUCUCAAAUAGCGGAUGAACUUAAUGUUGCAAGAGCUACAGUACGCCGGUGGGUGGAGCGCUACGAGAACGAAGGCUCGCUGUUAGAUCGAGUACGAAUCAUGCCGUUGCGUGUUGCGCAGCAGCCCCAAAUAAAUCAGAUGUUGCAACACUACUCCGAGCAGCCCUUCACUGCUACAAAAGUUUUUGCUCAAAAAUUUGAGUGCUCGGUAAAAACCAUUCGCAAUUAUCUACACAGAAACGGUGUCCAUAAUAGGACACCAGCUAAAAAAAUUGGAUUAACAGAAGAGCAUCGCACCGCAAGACUACGUUUCGCUAGAGAGUUUAGAGAUUUCGAUUUUUCAAACGCCAUAUUUUCUGACGAAAAAUGUUUUAAGUCCAAUCAAUGUGGACGUCAGAAUUAAUGGCGAGCAAAUAAUACAAGGUAUGCUCCUCAAAAUGUAAUUUCAAAUACCCAGUCGGGCAGAAUAACAGUAAAUAUGUGGGGUUGGAUGAGUUCCGCGGGACCCGGGGAGCUAGUUUUUAUACCCGGGCGAUCAAAUGGCCACGUAUACCGAGAGAUUUUACAGGACGUAAUGUUACCAACAGUGCGCACGGUGUAUCCCGUCGAAGAUUUUCCUGGAAUUAACUUCAUACAAGAUAAUUGUCCGAUACACCGUGCGCGCGUGGUCAGGGACUGGUUUGAGUCUCAUAGCGAAGUUCAAACGAUUUUGUGGCCAUCAAAGUCGCCGGAUCUCAACCCGAUUGAAAAUUUGUGGGCGCUCAUGGUCCAAAAGUGGGACAGUAGAAAUGAGCGCUGCAAAGAAGAGCUAGUAGCCCACUGUGAAAAAAUUUGGGAAUCAUUUAGAGGAUCAGACUUAUGUCAAAACAUAGUCCUCUCUAUGCGAGAUAGGUGCGAUGCCGUCAUAGCUGCGAAUGGUGGACCGACAAAAUACUAGAAACAUACGUAUAACAUAGGAAUCGUAUGUUUCUAAUAUUUAUAUAAAAAGUACUCGUAUAUUAGUAUAAAA